GCUCCCUCCACCAGCCGCUCUUCCGCCUCCGGCCGGUCCUCCGGCCGGGCUGCAGCUUCCAGCGGGCGCGGCCGGGGCUCAGGCCGCGGUUCCAGCUCGGGCCGGGGCUCCGCUUCAGCCCCGGGAUCAGCGGGCGGACCCCCGGCCUCGGGACCGACCCACAGAAACAACAAGAGCCCGGUCACGGCCACGGCCCCGAAAUCCGGGCACAAGAAACCCAGGAGCCGCCCCCGGGGCCGCAACAACCCGCCCUUCCUCCCCCCUGAGGCUGAAGAGGGGAACAUUGAAUACAAGCUGAAGUUGGUUAAUCCCUCCCAAUAUCGCUUUGAGCACCUGGUCACGCAGAUGAAAUGGCGUCUGCAGGAGGGUCGAGGAGAGGCAGUCUACCAGAUUGGUGUGGAGGACAAUGGUGUGCUGGUUGGGCUGUCUGAUGAUGAACUCCGAGCCUCUCUGAAGACACUGCGCAGGAUGGCAGAAAAGGUUGGAGCAGACAUCACCAUUCUCCGCCAGCGCAAUGUGGAAUAUGACAUGGACUCGCCCAGGCGAAUAGCUGAGGUUUUGAUCAGGAAAGUUCCUGAUGAUCAGCAGUUUCUGGACCUGCGAGUGGCUGUAUUAGGGAACGUGGACUCGGGGAAGUCGACUCUCUUGGGGGUCCUUACGCAGGGGGAGCUGGAUAAUGGGCGAGGCCGCGCACGACUCAACCUCUUCAGACACCUGCACGAGAUCCAGUCCGGCCGGACCUCCAGCAUCAGCUUCGAGAUCCUGGGAUUCAACAGCAAAGGAGAGGUGGUAAAUUACAGUGACUCCCGGACAGCAGAGGUCAUCUGUGAAAGUGCCUCCAAAAUGAUCACCUUCAUUGACCUGGCAGGACACCACAAGUACCUAAAGACCACCAUCUUUGGCCUCACGAGCUACUGCCCGGACUUUGCCAUGCUUGUUGUCAGUGCCAACACUGGCAUAGCUGGCACCACACGUGAACACCUAGGCUUGGCCAUGGCUCUCAAGGUCCCCUUCUUCAUUGUGAUCACUAAAGUUGACUUGUGUACAAAAGCCACCAUCGAUCGCACUGUGAAACAGCUGGAGAUGGUCCUCAAACAGCCAGGAUGUAACAAAGUCCCAUUGCUGGUGUCGAGCAGCGAUGAUGCAGUGACAGGUGCACAGCAGUUUGCACAAUCUCCCAGCAUCACUCCGAUUUUCACCCUGUCCAGUGUGAGUGGGGUAAACCUGGACAUGCUGAAGGUAUUUCUCAAUGUGCUGCCCCCACUGACCAACAGUAAGGAGCAGGAGGAGCUGAUGCAGCAGCUGACAGAGUUUCAGGUUGAUGAAAUCUACUCGGUACCUGAUGUCGGGACAGUCGUUGGUGGCACCUUGUACAGUGGCAUUUGCAGAGAGGGCGAGCAGCUGGUGGUGGGCCCCACUGAUAACGGCCAGUUCCUGCCUCUGAAAGUGUGCAGCAUACAGCGAAACCGGUCUGCCUGUCGAGUGCUGAGAGCGGGACAGGCUGCCACUCUGGCCCUGGGCAACUUCGACAGGGCCCUGCUCCGCAAGGGCAUGGUGAUGGUGAGUCUCGAGAUGCAUCCGACUGUCAGCUCCCUCUUCGAAUCGGAAAUUGUACUGCUUUUCCACGCCAAGACUUUUCGCAAGGGAUUCCAGGUCACGGUGCAUGUUGGCAACGUUCGACAGACAGCCAUCGUGGAGCUGAUCCAUGGCAAGGAGGAUUUGAGGACUGGGGAGAAAGCUGUUGUCCGAUUCCGUUUUAUUAAGCAUCCCGAGUACCUGAAAGUGGGUGCGAAGCUUUUGUUCCGUGAAGGAGUGACGAAAGGGAUCGGCCACGUUACCAAGGUUAUAACUGACCUGAAGUGCUGAAAGCCUGGGCAAUGCAAGAGGAACUGACUGGGGUCAUCUCACAAUGCAGUGUUAUUGAGCCCCGAUACAGGCUUCAUCAGCAAGGACGAUUGGUCAUUGGGACAUUCUGGAUGUCCAGCAGGAUUAUACACCUGCUUAACAACGCUGACUGUGGCAUGACCUCAGCUCAGAGGGAGCCUUCAAUAUCUCCAACCAGAUUAAAUAUCAAAACACCCUUAAUCGUGUGUCCUUGCACGAAGAAUUCUUGCCCUCGCUCUCUCUUAAUCAGGAGAUCUCAAUCUUGCUCAUUCAUCUCAACUGGUCUCUCCUUCAGUGUCUGCAUCUCUUCCCUCUGCUGAUUUGUUGCUUGUGCUGCCUUGAAGGUUGACUUCAAAACAUUCUGAAAGGUUGCAGUCCUCUGCUCCCUCGUGAAGUUCAUCAUGAAGGGCUUUGCAAUAUGAAACCUAGGCAUUUGGCAACCUCUAAUUUAGCACUGAUUGGCACACAGGUCGGGUAGACAUCUCAAAGUUGUCUGUCAAAUAAAAUUGUUAAAGUUGGGCUGUCCCUUUUGAAGGUUGGGGUUAAGUAUACUCCAAUAGUAUAGAGAAAGCUUUGAUCUGUAUCUAACCCUGUGCUGUCCCUGUCCUGGGAGUGUUUGAUGGGGAGAGUUUAGAGGGAGCUUUACUCUGUAUCUAACCCCGUGCUGUACCUGUCCUGGGAGUGUUUGAUGGGGACGGUGUAG
This is a messenger RNA of Carcharodon carcharias (great white shark), 2587 nucleotides long. It is a transcript of the gene gtpbp2b, whose product is annotated as GTP binding protein 2b. Gene Ontology annotation, biological process: translational elongation. Gene Ontology annotation, molecular function: translation elongation factor activity; GTP binding; GTPase activity. The record is from RefSeq and is a predicted model, not a curated record. Lineage: Eukaryota; Metazoa; Chordata; Chondrichthyes; Lamniformes; Lamnidae. Bases 346 to 1866 code for a protein of 506 amino acids. The transcript is spliced from 12 exons.